Molecule: messenger RNA, 734 nt
Organism: Pistacia vera
Lineage: Eukaryota; Viridiplantae; Streptophyta; Magnoliopsida; Sapindales; Anacardiaceae
Product: non-specific lipid transfer protein GPI-anchored 2-like
Exons: 2
Coding region: 144-716 (190 amino acids)
Source: RefSeq, a predicted model, not a curated record
ACGGUGGAAGCAAAAUUAGGUGGUAGUUACACUUAUUUAAUAAUCUUGGCUGGCAGAAGUUCCUUUUCCCACUCCACACCGCCACCAUAUAACUCCUAUCCAUCCAUCUAUUACUCUUCACAAACUUCUUCUUCUUCACAAUAAUGGGCACCAUGAGAUCAUGUUUAAGCUUGUUGAUGGCGUUGCUCAUGUUGGUUUCAGUUUCAGGUCAAACACUGGCUCCUCAGCCCUCCGCCGCCUUUGGACCAUCAGCUACCCCUAUGGGGCCAUCUAUGGGGCCAUCAGCCUCAAAUGACUGUAUAAAUAAACUUCUUAACAUGUCAGAUUGCUUGUCGUAUGUGACAGCCGGAAGCAAUGUGACGGUGCCGGACAAGCCGUGCUGCCCUGAGCUGGCGGGGCUGGUGGAGAGCAACCCCAUUUGUUUGUGUGAUCUUCUUGGCCAGAGUUCUAGUUUUGGACUGAAUAUUGAUCUCAAUAGGGCUCUUAAGUUGCCUUCCGUCUGUAAAGUUGCUACUCCUCCCGUUUCUUUGUGCUCAGCUGUGGGAGUUCCAGUUCCAAGUCCAAGUCCAAGUCCAAGUGAAGCACCCGUGCCUGGUAAUGGAGGUGCUGGUAGCCCUUCCUCAGGAAACACUAACAGUGGAGCCUCAACCUCAAGCAUUGAACGCUACGUUUUGGCUGUAGUUGUUGGCGGCUUGCUUUUUGCAUUUUUAAUUUAAGGGAUUUGGAUUGGACUU